AUGUUGGACUGGAGGUUAUCAUGUCUUCUUCUGCACGCAGCUGUUUUGCUGCUGCUCAGCAAGGGGGAGAGGAUGUGCCCUGCCAGUUGUCGCUGCGAAGGAAAGAUUGUUUAUUGCGAGUCUGGCGUCUUCCAAGACGUUCCAGAAAACAUCACCACGGGAUGCCAAGGCCUGUCUCUGCGUUACAACAACCUGCUGGUUCUGUUGCCGUACCAGUUCGCUCAUCUCAAUCAACUCAUCUGGCUUUACUUGGACCACAACUCCAUCAGUGCCAUAGAUGCUUUAGCCUUCCACGGUGUACGCAGACUUAAGGAACUGAUCCUCAGCUCCAAUAAAAUAAGCCAUCUGCACAACAACACGUUCAGUGCCAUACCAAACCUGAGAAACUUGGACUUAUCCUACAAUCAGCUGCAGUCUCUGCAGCCGGGACAUUUCUACGGCCUGCGCAAGUUACAGAAUCUCCACCUUCGAUCCAACGGACUGAAGCAGAUCUUCGUCCGCACAUUUCUGGAAUGCCGCAACCUGGAGUUUCUAGAUUUGGGUUACAAUCGCUUGCGGAGCCUCACCCGCACAACAUUCUUAGGGCUGUUCAAGCUGAAAGAGCUUCAUUUAGAGCACAAUCAAUUUUCUAGGAUUAAUUUCUUUAUCUUCCCACGCCUUAGCAACCUACAGGCUCUUUAUUUGCAGUGGAACCGUAUAAGAUCCAUCAAUCAAGGCGUUCCAUGGACCUGGCAGAAACUUCAGAAAUUGGACCUUUCAGGGAAUGAGAUCCAGAUCUUGGAUCCCGCUGUUUUCCAGUGUAUGCCAAACUUACAAAUUCUGAACCUUGAAUCCAACAAACUGAGUAGCGUGCCUGUAGAGGCUGUGGCAGCGUGGACCUCCCUGACCGCCAUCAGCCUGGCAGGCAAUGCUUGGGACUGCAGCCCCAGCAUCUGCCCUCUCAUGGGAUGGCUCAGAACCAUCAGAGACUCCAAAGACAUCAGCAUGAUAUGCAGCAGUCCCAAGUCUGUGCAGGGCGAAAGAGUGGUGGACGUCGUGAGGAACCACUCGACAUGUGUGGACAUGUCAAAUGUCUUCUCAACCACAGCUCUUGUCAUUGUAAGUUCAACCCAGAUUGGGAACAUCACAACUCGCCCAUCUUCUGCAGAUAUUACAGACCUGACCCGUACUGAGUCACCAGCCCCCACAUCAUUUAUCCCAGAGCUACCAUUUGAACAUAUGGCUUUCCAUAAAAUCAUUGCAGGCAGUGUAGCCCUGUUUCUGUCAGUGUCAUUGAUCCUUCUGGUUAUUUAUGUCUCGUGGAGGCGCUACCCCAACACCAUGAGGCAGCUGCAGCAGCACUCAGUCAACCAUAAGCGAAGGAAAAAGGCCCGCAAGCAGGAGCAGGAUCUUAACUCUCAGUUGCAGGAGUACUAUCUGAGCUACCACUCAAACUCGGAGACAAUGGACUCCUUGGUGAAUGAGCCAAGGCCGUGCACAUGCACUAUAUCAGGAUCAAUAGAAUGUGAGGUCUGA
Messenger RNA from Stegastes partitus (bicolor damselfish), 1515 nucleotides. Its product is annotated as leucine-rich repeat transmembrane neuronal protein 4-like. The record is from RefSeq and is a predicted model, not a curated record. Lineage: Eukaryota; Metazoa; Chordata; Actinopteri; Pomacentridae. The transcript is spliced from 2 exons. Gene Ontology annotation, molecular function: protein binding. The coding region runs from base 1 to 1515 and encodes 504 amino acids.